Messenger RNA from Durusdinium trenchii, 1637 nucleotides. NCBI's taxonomy places the organism in Eukaryota, Dinophyceae, Suessiales, Symbiodiniaceae. The record is from the annotation of a GenBank genome assembly.
UUGAGUGUGCCCAACUCUGUACGUGAAAAAACGUACCUUUUUUUGUGCCAAUCAUGGCUCCGGAGAAUGCGUGUGGUGAGGAGCCCCAACACCGUAAACCUCAGCUCACGCGGAAGACCCUCUUCGUGCUGGGCGCGAUGAAUUUGAUUGACUGCAUUAACGUCAACCUUUUGACGCCCUAUGUGGACAAGAUGGUCUCCACACUUCUGCAACAAAGCCCUCAAAGCCCUGCUGUGGCACAUACGGUUGGUAUGCUGAUCGGGCUGUACUCUCUUUGCGAGGUGGUCUUCUCGCCCUUCUGGGGCACGUUGGCCGACAAAGUGGGGCGCAAGCCUGCACUCCUCGUGGGCCUGGGCGGCUCGGUGAUUGCGCCCAUCAUGUUUGGCUUGGGCACCACCCUGCCAACAAUCUUCGCUGCUCGAGCGUUGGACGGCUUCUUCUGUGGAAAUAUGGGAGUGACCCGAACCUAUCUUGGAGAGAUUGUGGAUGAGAGCAACGAGGCGAAAGGCUUCAGCUUCCUGGCGCUCUGCUUUUCGGUGGGGCUCUUCGUGGGGCCCAUCCUCGGGGGCGAGCUGGUGUUUCCCGCUGAACGAGCCCCACAAAUCUUUGGUGGCACCAUCUUUGAAGAGUAUCCUUUCCUCUUGCCAAAUCUCACGUAUGCCAUCUUUGCGGCCAUCGCAUGGGUAAUUGGCUGUGUUUUUCUGGAGGAAACGCUGCCGCACAGCAAGCGGUGUUGCCACCGGCGGACGGCAGAUCUUCCAGAGCCUACUGGACUAACGAGAUCGACGAGUGGCACUGAUCCUUCAGGUGCACCGAACCGCUACGUGAUUCCCGAAGAUGAGUCCCAAGCGUCAGACGCCAGCAACAAGAAGGGCUGCUAUUCCUUGGAGAUGGUCUCGACGAUCGUGACCUAUUGUGCUCUUUCGGGCACCACAGCAGCUCAAAACCAGCUGUUGAUCCUCCUGGUGUCCUAUGAGAAGUCGGCUGGUGGCUUUGAGUUUGGCCCGCGCGAUAUUGGCUUUCUGCAAAACAUAGGUGCUGUUGGACUAUUGAGUUCUCAACUCUUCCUCUAUCCGAAACUCACAAAGAAGUUUGGUUUCCUCAAGGUCUUCCUCUUCGGCUUUUUCAUGGCUCACCUCUCUUACGGACUCUUUCCCAUCUAUGGCGCCUUCGCGGACCCGGACAAGUAUGGUAUUUAUCGAUUCAUUCCACUGGGCAUGAUGCAAUUCGUCUACACGGCGGCCACUGGAAUGAUGUUCCCCACGGCCUUCGCCUUCAUCAACCGCUCUGCGGAAGGCUUCAACCGUGGCGCGGUGAAUGGCUGGGCCAACUCCUCUGGGGCCUUGUGCCGAGCGGCCUUCCCCCCAGCCUCGGCGGUGAUGCUGACUAUGAGCGCGAGCUGGGGUCCCAUGGGCCGCUACUUCCCCCUUUACAUUGUGACGAUGAUUGCAGCCGUUUGCAUUGCUUGCUCCAUGCCUGGGCUUCGACUGGUGAAUCAAAAGAGCGUGGUCGGAGGUCCUUCAGGCCCCGCACGUGCGGUGCCUGUGCGGUCUGCGGAAGAGGACUGCCAGGCGGCUCGGAGAGAGCCGCUCAUGGAGGCCUAAGGACCCGAGUUUGGCUGACGGGUGAUUGGUGUG